UCUCUAGCCAUGGAUGCGUCGGUCGUAUUGCGGGCUGCACGUGGUCUCAAUGCGACGCGCAAACAGGCUAGUGACUUCAAGUGCUUCAAUGUGACUAAGGUAAACUCUUUGGGUUACUUCCAUAAUGAUUAUCCAAGUAACUUCUCCCUCCCUAGGCUGUUUAUGCAAAUCGGCAUGGUGACCAUUAUCACACGGGCAGUCCGCUUUGUCAUGACGCCUCUCAAACAACCCAAAAUUGUUUCUGAUCUUAUUGGUGGUAUCAUCGUCGGGCCCAGCGUGUUGGGAAGCAUUAAAUUCGUUAAAGAGAAUGUGUUUUCCGAAGAGGGCAUGUAUAUACUCCACACCUUUGAGAGAAUUGGGACAAUGUAUUACCUUUUCAUCCAAGGAUUGAAGAUGGAUGUGAUGCUCAUUCGCAAAUCUGGUAUAAGGGAAAUGGUGAUCUCCUUAUGUGGUAUGAUCCUUCCUUACUUUACAACGACGUUCAUCUAUAUAAGGCUAACCAGAGUCCAAGGAAGCAGUCGUCAAGGGCAGUUCCUUCAUUUCUUGUCUUCAUCAAUUGCGGUCUCAUCUUUCCCUGUUAUUCAUCCGAUCCUCGAAGAGCUCAACCUACUCAAUUCAGAGCUUGGACGACUCGCCUUGUCCACAUCUCUGAUCAAUGAUGUUGUAGGAUGGAUUGGGGUCAUCCUCUUCGAAACAUGGAAAACCAUGGGUCAUAGUAAAAAUGAGAUAAGCAUAUUUAUUGAUAAAAAAGCUAAUGCAAUUUUUUACUUGAUUUCCAUGCUUACAUUAGUCCUAUUCAUUACAUUCGUUAUCCGACCAGUUUCAUUAUGGAUCAACCGCCAAACACCUCAAGGGAGACCAGUGGAUCGGAGGUACAUCUUUGCCAGUCAAUUCAUGGUCCUGGUCAUUGGGUUCUUUAGCGAAUCAAUCAGCGCGACGAUGAAUAAUGGACCUUUGAUUAUGGGGCUGGCGAUGCCAGAUGGGCCUCCGUUAGCAUCGACCAUUGUGGAUAAGACGGAGGAUAUAAGUCAAAUCUUUAUGUCUCUCUUUUAUGCCACCGUAGGUCUAAACACAAAUAUUUUUCAGAUCAAUAAUACAAUUUCUUGGGGGUCAUUGCAAGCUACAGUCAUUGCUGGAUAUCUUACAAAAAUAGUAGGGACCAUGGGGCCUGCUCUCUUCUUUAAGAUCCCUCUCUAUGAUGCAAUCGCACUGGGAUUCAUCUUGAACUUCCGCGGCUUCGUUCAGGCACUCACGUAUGCUAAUUGGGUUAAUUACAAGCUUAUGGGCUCGGCAAAUUUUACAACGAUGAUCAUGUCGACGAUCUUUAUCACAGCGAUUUCAGUCCCCCUUGUGAGGCUGUUGGCUAAAAAAGAAAGGCCAUACAUGCCCUACAAUUGGAGAACCAUGGAACAUAGCAAACCCAAUGUAGAAUUAUGCGUACUAACAUGUCUACGUACCCAAGAAAAUGUCCCAUCUAUAAUCAACCUUCUUGAUGCAUCCAAUGCUAAUAGAGAAAGCCCAAUAUGUAUUUAUGCCAUGACACUAGUCGAGCUCGUUGGACGCGCCAACCCCAUUCUCAUAGAACAUAAUACACUCAACAGGUCUUCCUCAAUCAACAAUUCCAACCACAUUAUGGGCGCCUUCCAAAACUUCGAACAAACCAUGAAUGGCUGCGUCUCAGUUCGACAUUUAACCGUCGUCGCCCCUUACAAUUCCAUGUACCAAGACAUAUGCUUGCUUGCAUUGAAUAAGAGGGUGUCUCUUAUUAUCGUUCCAUUCCAAAAACAACGAUCAAUUGAUGGAUUGGAUGUGGUGGACCGUGCGUUCUUGAAUAUCAAUCCUAAAUUACUCGAAGAAGCUCCUUGUUCGGUUGGGAUUCUCGUUGAUCGUGGCAACCAAAGUGGCUUAUCUACAUUGUCUAGCAAUCAUUUGUCUCGGAUUGGGGUAGUAAUUUUGGGCGGUCCUGAUUGUCGUGACGUGUUAUCUUAUGCAUUGCGGAUGGCGGGAAACCAGCAUGUAGAACUUCACGUGAUGCGGAUUAUCCAGGAGAAUGAUAAUAGGCAUGAUGAUGUGGACAAGCAACGAGAUGAAAACGUGGUGGCUAAGUUCAGGAUCGGAUGUGUGGGUAAUAAUCAUGUGGUAUAUGGGGAAGAAGUUGUUAGAAACGGUGAAGAGACUGUUAAUGCAAUCCGUUCAAUGGGUAGUGAUUAUGAUCUUAUGGUAGUGGGCCGGAGAUUUGGGAUGGGUACAGUGCUUGUUGAUGGUUUGGUGGAUUGGAUUGAGAAUCCAGAGCUUGGGGUGUUUGGGGACAUCAUGGCUGCACCGGAUUUCUUUAAUGGAUCAGUAUCUGUGCUAGUUAUACAACAACAGCUAACCAUGGGGUGGUGAAUAUGGGGUUGUGGUGUUCACCGUCCCGUGUAUAGCUCAAAAGGCACGUUGAUAUCGUGAGCCGUGGUGCAGUUGUACCACAUACAUGAGAGAGAGAGGUUUUGUAGGAUUAUCAUCAUGUUUUAUCAGGGGAAUGUCAUGAAUGCAACGUUCACUUGAGUUCCUCAAACUUCUUUUUCUUCUUUUAGCACAAGAAUGGUCGUUUUUUAAAAAGAAAAAUA
Molecule: messenger RNA, 2609 nt
Organism: Magnolia sinica
Lineage: Eukaryota; Viridiplantae; Streptophyta; Magnoliopsida; Magnoliales; Magnoliaceae
Product: cation/H(+) antiporter 15-like
Exons: 3
Coding region: 10-2388 (792 amino acids)
Biological process (GO): proton transmembrane transport; regulation of pH
Cellular component (GO): membrane; endomembrane system
Molecular function (GO): antiporter activity
Source: RefSeq, a predicted model, not a curated record